Drosophila rhopaloa is the source of this 567-nucleotide messenger RNA. RefSeq lists its product as uncharacterized. NCBI's taxonomy places the organism in Eukaryota, Metazoa, Arthropoda, Insecta, Diptera, Drosophilidae. The record is from RefSeq and is a predicted model, not a curated record. The transcript has 4 exons. The coding region runs from base 1 to 567 and encodes 188 amino acids.
AUGAUCUACCGCCGUUUGUUCCUUUUGAUACUUUUGAUUUGGUUGACCAUUACUUUGAACAGUAUUCUGGCACAGAGAAUGGAGGCCUAUAUGACCAAAAUCGAGUGUCCCAAUCAUUUUCCGGAAUUGAUCAAAAAUCUUAGCUGUCAUUUAAAUCCAUCAUCCCAGCAUUCUGGAUCAUCAGAAUACUCCGCGGAGUUUGUCUUGACCAAAGAUGUUACGAACGUUAAAGGCAUUUACGUAUUUUCCUUGAAACGCGGAUCAAUCAUAACCAACUAUACUGCAAUGGAAAUUGACUAUUGUCAGGCACUAGCAUCUCUGCAAUCACAUUUUUUACUAAAAAUGAUUGCCGAUGAACUGCGACGAGUAGCGAAUUUUCCGUUGCAAUGUCCUUUUAAAAUGAAUAAAAGGUAUUACGUUAAUAACUUCUCAAUCAACUCAAAGCUUAUACCCAGCUAUGCGCCAGAAUUAAACUUUAUAUCGGACUGCAAUAUAUUUGUUAACAAUCGAAAAGCUCUUACAUUAAUUAUCCAUGGUCGUGUUGUUCGUCGUCGAUCGGGCCGAUAA